Messenger RNA from Mesorhabditis belari, 873 nucleotides. The record is from the annotation of a GenBank genome assembly. NCBI's taxonomy places the organism in Eukaryota, Metazoa, Nematoda, Chromadorea, Rhabditida, Rhabditidae.
AUGCUACGAGUGGCUAAACACGCGCACAAUGUCGGUUUCUCAACAGUUUUCGCCUGGAAUGACAUGUUCGAGAAGACCGAUCCACAAGUGCUCAAGUUUCACAAUCUUCACUCACUGAUCACCCCCGUCGUUUGGGGAUACAAAGAAGAUGUGACAGUUGAGGGAUAUUUCUCGGAAGGACUCUUUGAUCGAUUGAAUACGGUUUUCCCCUCCAUCUAUUUCGCGACCGCAUUCAAAGGCGCCAAUGGAAUCAAGCAAUCAUUCAGCAACAUUAAUCGAUAUCUUUCCACUCAUCAAAGUUACAAUCGAUUAUUGAAAGGAGCCGCGGAAAUUGUCUCCAACAAAACGGCGGGCAUUUUCGUGACUGGUUGGUCUCGUUAUUCCCACCAUCGUCCUCUCUGUGAGCUUCUUCCCACCUCACUUCCAUCACUUUUCAUGUCAUUAAUCUAUUUACAAGAUCCACAGAUCCCUGCCUCAAAAGUGCAUAAACGAUUGAAGCGUCUCCUCAACUGUAAAGAGGCUGAGAUGCGGCGGGCAGCAAGGGAAUUUCAACUCAAUCACACUGAGAUCUACUAUCCACCGAUUGAGACAGAGUACUCGACAUGUCACUUUCUAUGGGCACCCAUUCAUAAAGAGCUAGAGGACCUUCGUUUCUUGACUUGGUUAUCUCAUCGGGUUUCCUCAAUGGACAAAAAGACGCGAAAAGAAUUGAGAGAAAAACUUGAGAGAAACGAAAAAGAGCUUCGAUCUCAACUUUCACCAAUAUUUUUCGACGAAACGAUUGAUGAGUUCAUUGCGGGCAAUUUUGAUCCGUUGAAGAGGAGAAUCGAGAAGAAAACGAUUAAAAUGAACUCGAAUAUUAUUAAUACAAAG